AUGGACUCACAAGAGAAAACAUCGGCUAGUGUGCGUGAAGGCAACCUGCCGGAUCAUCCCAAAAAUGAGGAUUCAAAGGUGCCCACAGAGAUGUCCAAACCUGUUGAAGGGCAGCACAAGCCCAUCAAAGGGACCGAAGCCACCAAGAAGGUCAAGAAGGUCAAGAGCGCAAAGAAGUACACCAAGUCUAAACUGAAGAAGUCGAAGAAGCAGGUUGUUGUUGAUGGCUCUUCAUCCGACUCCAGCAGCGACGAUGCCGAAGAUAGCUCCUCCGACUCGGACCUCGAAUAUUCCCUUAGCGAAUCCGACUCCGCAGGACAGAGUUCGCGGAAGAGAAGCUCCAAGAAGCGCCGUGCUGCGCAGAAGUCUAAGAAGCAUGUUCGCACAGCAGACCGGAAGAAGCCCGUCAAGGGGAAGGCUCGGCAGAGGGCUGCAUCUGAUUCGGGCUCGGACUCAUCGGACAGCGACAGCGACAACCUGGGAGAUCUGGGUAGUAAUAACUCCCAGAUAGCCCAGCGAGGACAGCAAGAUCUCGUCAACAAGCAGCUCCAGCUCAUGCAACAAUACCAGUACCAAUACCAGCAACAACUGCAGAAUAGCGGGAAUGUCUAUCAGUACCCGAAUAACACCGUCCCUCCUCAGGGACUUGCUCAGAACGUUGCCCCAAUUUAUAAUCAGGGAAAUCAGCUCCGCAUGGCUCCCCUCGGCGGAGGGGGACUCCAGGCUACUGGACAGAAUCUCGCGCUCGGCGGUCUCAAUCGAAACCUCGCCAUCGAUAACGAGCAACAGCGGCAGGGGGACAUCAAGAAAGGGCAGAAGCCCACCAAGCUUGACUACAAGCGAGUAGACCAGGUCUGGGAUAACAGCCUCCACAGCUACAAGCUCCAACCCACUGCCCAAGAUGUUGCCGAGGUCCGAUACGACGGGUUCUUGUUUCAGGUGCGCCGUACCUUCGACUGGGAAGGGAAAUACAAGGCUACCAUCGUCGAUAUCAAGAGCAAACUUCUUCGUGAAUGUCUGCAGGAGGUCAUGGGUGACAUUAAGGGUGUGAGCUUGGUUGAUGAAGUUCCUAAACUGGACCCGAACAUGCUAUUUCUGUAUCUUGAAGAGCUCCGCAAACACGUGAAAACCCUCAAGAGGGCAAGACCCUCGAAAGGCAACAAGCAUGAGCGCAAGAAGGAGGAAAAGCGCCUCAAAUCCAAGCGACAACACCUGAAGAUCCUCCUCAAGUACAUAGAUAAGGACUACGCCGUCGUGAAAGCCAGCCUCUAUCCCAUGCUCGAGAACGGCCUCAUCACAUUCGACCUCUUGUGGGCUUUAUGGAAGCCGAAGACGCUAGCCCUCACGACAACAUAUGGCUCACCCGACGAACGGCGCGCAUUUAGGGUGGAGAUGGCCGAGAAACGAUGCUCCAUGUCUAGAGGGCAGUUCUACAACGUCGAGGGGAAGUACCUCGAAUUUGAUGGCAAACAAUUCGGCUACGGGAGCAUAUAUGAAGAGGUGCCUCAGUUUCGAGGAGCCUGCAAGAUUACGAGCCUCCCCUGCUAUCCUCUCCAAUAUGACAAGGACGAGGCCAAGACCAGAAAGGAGCUGAUCGAACGCGGCAAGAAGUUCGUGUCUCUCGGCGGAGUACAUUACAAGAGCCACGAGGGUAUGGCAUACUACAAGAAGAAGAAGGGAGUGGUCAAAAUCCACAUCAACGGCCGGAUUAUGGUGGACGCCCGGAUCCACCGCCGAAUCAACCCGAACUAUCCCGUCUCUCUUGUCCGCCCGACGGGUCACGACGAUUCCUCGGAUUCCUCGGAUUCUGACGCCGACGAAUCCUCCGACUGCGCGGACCCCCCCAUCUACAACCCCUCCUACGAGGAUAACGGCGACGAUGGAUCUCGCCUCGAACAGUUAGAUCAGGUCAACCAUGUGACAAAGGCCACCCGACGCACGAGCAGUAACUCGCAGGGGAUACAGGUGCCGAAGGCCAAUGGCGAGGAAGCACCCGCUGGAAACCCCGAGCAAGUACCUAAUGGGGACGAAGUUGCAGAACAGAAUGGCAUCGACGAAUUGGGGACAACCGACGACAAUCAGCCUCCGCAGUUCACUGACGAGGAAUACCUCAUUGCAUCCCCAGUGGUACUUGGCUUCGCCUUUGACGAGAAGCUGUGGGUGGAGUUUACUGUCUCAGGGGUCAAGGAAGUGCAGUGGAAUGAUAAUGCCUACCAGUCCUUGGUGCUCGAACCCAAGACGAAGGACAUCGUCAGGGCCCUCGUCGAGUCUCACAAAUACCACGCUGCCGAAAGUAUCGACGACGUAAUUGUAGGCAAAGGCAAGGGGCUCGUAGCGGUUCUUCAUGGCCCUCCGGGAACAGGCAAGACGCUCACGGCCGAGGGAAUCAGCGACUUGCUCAAGUGCCCACUCUACACGGUGUCGGCCGGCGAGCUUGGCACCGAUUCCAGGUAUCUCGAAGCUGAGCUUCAGAAGAUCCUCGACAUCUGCCACACAUGGGGCGCUAUCCUCCUCCUGGACGAGGCCGACGUCUUUCUAGAGAAGCGGAAUAUGCAAGACAUACACCGCAAUGCUCUGGUCAGCAUCUUUCUCAGGCAGCUGGAGUAUUUCCAGGGCAUUCUUUUCCUGACGACGAAUCGUGUUGAGACGUUUGAUGAUGCCUUCCAGUCACGGAUCCAUAUUGCCCUCCGCUACGAUAACCUCGACACGCGAGCCAAGAAGGCGAUCUUCAAGAUUUUCAUCGAGCGGGUUCGUGCUCUCACAAAGAUGGACAUGAAACCCUUUACCGAGAAUGACCUGGACGCCCUGGCGCGGCACGAACUCAAUGGUCGGCAAAUCAAGAACACAGUCCGAACGGCACAGGCCCUUGCCGUUAACAAGCGCGAACCCCUGUCCAUGAAGCACAUCCGUCAGGUGCUCGAUGUGCAGAAGAAGUUCGAAACUGACUUGAAAGGCGGCACUGUCCUCCCGUCCUACGUCAAUGAAUCAAUCGAGUCCGCGAUCCCCGCGCCGAUCGUGACCAAGGUUGCCCUGCGACUCCGGCGCUUGAUCGAGGAGGCCGUGCCGUGUGAGCUCGAGGAAGCCCAGAUUACCCGGUCACAUAGCAAGAUCAUUACCAAGGGCGUUAUCAAGACCGCCAAGGAGGCUGGUGGUUCCGAGCACCGGGCCUGCGUGGUUUUCUGCCUUCUCAUCAACAAACGGUGGUACAGCCACCAGGCCUCGAUCGAGCUAUGGGAUGCCGACCUGCUCAAGGUCCGCGCUACUGCAUGCGAGGUUAUCGCCAAGCACAUUAUCGAAGGCGAGAAGGAUCUGACCUACCUCUUCCACUCCGUUCUGCUCAGGCGGUACUCUAUCAUGCUCGAUGGAAGACCGACACUGACCGCAAAUGUCAUUGAAAAGGCUGUCGAUCUCCACAGCCUGAGAGUCAUUGGCUCGGCCGGUUACCAGAAGUGCAUAAGUUACCUCUGGAAGGGCUGGCUGGUGCAAGAUGAGAACGACCCCUCCAGCUUCGUGGACUACAGAGACAAGGACAACACCUCCUGGGUUGCCCAUCUGGAUCCAGACCGCAUGCGGGCCCCAAAGUAUCAGAACAUCGUUCAGAUGCUCAUCUCGGUCAUCUACCUUGCUCUGUAUACAGGUGCCAUCAACACUGUUAAUCCCGGAGGAGACCUUGACGUCGUCGAGGGCUUGCUUUAUGUCUUCACUUUUGGCUUCCUCUGCGAUGAGGUGACCAAAUUCUGGAAGGCUGGAUACCAUAUCCUCGGCUUCUGGAAUGCGUUUAAUGCACUCUUGUAUAUCUUGCUAGCCGUCAGUCUCGUCUUGCGAAUGAUUGCACUCAGCCACGGCCCCGAUGAUGGCGAUGGCCUGCGUCAUCAUUUCAACACACUGAGCUACAACUUCCUGGCCGUCAGUGCCCCCAUGUUCUGGAUUCGACUACUCUUGUAUCUGGACAGCUUCCAAUUCUUCGGCACCAUGCUCGUGGUGCUCAAGGUGAUGAUGAAGGAGAGCAUUAUAUUCUUUGCCCUCCUGGCCGUCAUCAUCGUCGGCUUCCUCCAGUCCUUUAUGGGGCUCGACUACGCCGAGGACCAGGUUGCGAACAACACACUCUUCUUCGUCCAGGCGAUGGCCAACGCUCUCAUGCAGAGCCCCGACUUCAGCGGCUUCGAGAAAUUUGAGCAGCCUUUCGGCCUGAUCCUCUACUAUUGCUUUACCUUUAUUGUCAUGGUCAUCCUGCUCAACAUCCUCAUCGCGCUCUACAACUCGGCCUACCAGGACAUAUACGACAACGCCAACGACGAGUACCUCGCCCUCUUCUCGCAGCGGACGAUGCAGUUCGUGCGCGCGCCCGACGAGAACGUCUUCAUCCCGCCGUUCAACCUGAUCGAGAUCUUCCUGCUGGCGAUCCCGCUCGAGUGGUGGAUGGACAAGCGGCGGUACGAGUACGUCAACGACGCCGUCAUGGCCGUCAUCUACUCGCCCGUGCUGCUCGUCGCCGCGUACCUCGAGACGCGCACCGCGGCCGACAUACGCCGCAACAGGUCCCGCGGCGACGAGGACGACGACACCGUCGAGGAGUGGGAGCAGAUGGCCGGCGAGUGCGACUUUGACGCCGACGGGUGGAAUGCGAAGGUCGCGUCGGUGAGGGGGAAUGUAGAGGAUGAUGAGACGGUUGUUGAGGUCAGGAAGCUGCAGAAGGAGGUGGAGGUGUUGAAGGGGUUGAUUGAGGAGUUGCAUAGGGCUGUUGGUUCUGGCCAGGGCAAGAGCUCCGAGGCCUAG
This is a messenger RNA of Phialemonium atrogriseum, 4776 nucleotides long. RefSeq lists its product as uncharacterized. The record is from RefSeq and is a predicted model, not a curated record. Lineage: Eukaryota; Fungi; Ascomycota; Sordariomycetes; Cephalothecales; Cephalothecaceae. Gene Ontology annotation, biological process: monoatomic ion transport; transmembrane transport. The transcript is spliced from 11 exons. Gene Ontology annotation, molecular function: ATP binding; ATP hydrolysis activity; monoatomic ion channel activity. The coding region runs from base 1 to 4776 and encodes 1591 amino acids. Gene Ontology annotation, cellular component: membrane.